Adelges cooleyi (spruce gall adelgid) is the source of this 2718-nucleotide messenger RNA. RefSeq lists its product as uncharacterized. NCBI's taxonomy places the organism in Eukaryota, Metazoa, Arthropoda, Insecta, Hemiptera, Adelgidae. Bases 286 to 1719 code for a protein of 477 amino acids. The record is from RefSeq and is a predicted model, not a curated record. The transcript has 7 exons.
GAUUGUUGAAAAAAAAAAAUAUAUAUAUGUACUACGUUUCAUUGUCCGUUUGUCCGUCCGACGUUGUUUUUUUAAAUUACUUGAGUUUUUUUCAAUUUAAAUUUUUCAUUUGUACCGAAUUAACAAUAAUUACUCGACUAUUUAUAUAUUUUCAUUUUAUCCAAAUGCGUUCGAGAUUAACCUGCGUUUCCAAACGAUAUUGAUCGCGUUUAAUUUGUAUAAUAUUUUCAUUUCAUUCGUUUUACAAUAGUUAGCACUAUAAUAUAUUCAUAAUCGACAACGACAAUGGACUCCCCCGAGCGUCCUUUGUCGCCAAAAACCGACACUGACGAUAACGUAUCGCCGCCAAGCAACGCCGUGGCCAGUUUGGUCGCCGGGACUUCGGAUAGUCCUAGGACGCCAAAUAGAGUUGCACUGAAUAACUUGGACGAUAGUUACGCUGACGAACAAGAAAGUCCACAAUAUAGACACCUAAUACCCAUUGGCAACCGCCGUAUUCUAGAUGACUUAGACUGGGAACGAAUCGGAUGGAACGAUGGCUGUGGGCCAACCGAUUACGACUACGACUGCGGGAGUACCGAGAGACGUAAAAAAGCAUUGAUGCGGUGGGCAUCUAAUAGUAUGAAUAAUUUAUCUCCCCGACGCAAAUAUGUUGCAAGCUCUCCAGCCAACAAUAAAAAACAACAAAUUGAACUAAACGAUUACAUGACUUUCAUGUUGAGCUGCUUAAUGAAAAAAAAGAAACUGUCCAGGAAGUUAUUGGAUGACAGCGCUAAUUCGUCGGAAAAUAUCGAAGCAAACACAGCGAGCACAUUGGUCGAAUCUGGCGGUUCCAUGCUGGACGAUUCAGCAGACGACGAGUUGAUGUUUUUGUGUAGUCAGGCUGUCGAAAACAUGGCCGAACAAACAUACAACACCGUAAACAGGCCUUUGAACAGUAAAACCGUAGACGUUAUUUGUGCCGACAAACACGCCAUCUCAAUACAAUUGAACAACAACAAUACGUUGUCGAGUAACAAUUGUGGUGUCGGUAAAAAUAGCAAUCAGCCGUUACAGCAGAUCCAAACAAACGGGAUAAGCCCCUCGGGUCACGUGGUCAAAAAGUUCAAACAAAUGAACAACAACAAUUAUGUUAAUGACGCAGUAGUUAGCUCUAGUUUGCCGUUAUCGAAGCAGCAAAAGAACAACACUACUAUUAAGUCUAGCACAAAUUUAUUGGAAGAAGAGGACGACGACACGUUCUUCAUUUCGAUCGAUUUGGCGGCAAUUGAAAAACAAGAGGUGUCAUCCAAUUUGACUAAAUCCAGUUAUGAUAUUGCCGCUAACAACAACAGUAAAGCAAAACCUACUUCAGCCGUCCACCAAAAUGUUUCUCCUGUAAAUCGACCUUCAAAUAAUAUGUUUGCCACACAAAAAGAGAAUAACAACAACUCUGUGUUAUCAAAACAGAAAAACAAUAGAAUGUCUAAUUCCGGGUCUCACAGCCUGUGGCGAAGGUCAUCGUCGUCGUCAUCGAUCUGUGUUCAGCCUUCCGUAAACUCAAACGCAGUCCAACAAGAGUUAACACGCUCAUUUGCUUCUCAAAGUAAUACCGUAACCAACAAACCGAAUCAAGUUUGCACAGCAGCGGAAAUACAAGAGAAACAAGAACGGGCGCGUCGAAAGUUACUCUUGAAAUUCAAAGAGAGAAACAAGAGUAUGACGAAAACCGCCUUCUGAGUCCGAGUGUUUUCGUAUCGUAGUAACGUGCCAGCGUACUUUGUGAAUAUGUGUCGUGGCCCCGUAUCUUAUCUGUAAUGUUUUUUAUACGAUUUAAAAUUUAUUCUCCAUUCAAGUAUUUUCAUUUUUUAUUUCAAUUUUAUUCAGUAAACACGUCACAUUAACGCAUUGCGAUGUGUAUAUGUGUUACGUGUAUUUGUGUUUAAAAUAUUUGAAUUUACGUGUUUUUUAUUUAUAUUAUACGCAUAAAUAUUGUUAAGUAUAAUUAUAAUAUAUUAGAAAAUAGAUAACCAAUGAUAAAUAAUCAAAUUUAAUGUAAGUAUUUUUUUUUAUUUAAUCGACUCAAUGUAAAUGUCCCCAUUUGCUAUUGUUUGUAACGUCUUUGUCUAAAAAGUACCCAAUCGACCAUGUUGUACAACUCCGUUACUUGCUUUUUCGAUCGAAACUCGGACCUACUCUUUUUGUUGGUACCCAAUUUAUAAUGUAUCCCGUUUUAUAGUUGUAGUGUAUUAGUAUAGUUUGUUGAAUGUAUUAUGUGUAAAUACCUACAUUCUCCCUUUAUUAUUAAUAUUUUUUCUAUCUGAUUUUGACCAACUAGCUAGGGAGAUUGUAGGUGGUUUUUUUUUUUGGUCUCGUUAAGUAAAUGUAAUAAUUGAAUAAUUUUUUAUGUAGAAUUGUUUCCAAUGUUUUGUCAUAAUAAACGACACGUGACUCACCGAAGGAAUUUUGCCGAUUCGGUCUGAUAAUCAUACGGAAAUUAAUAUAUUACCGAUUCAGAGUGUAUAAUGAUUCUUCGUUUUAUCAAAUUAAUUAUACUAAUUAUUAUUUAAAUUAAAUUCUAUUAAGCUUGUGUAUAUUUAAAAAAAUAAUAAUAUUUUUUUAACAUACUAUAUUGUGAACAUUUAUUGCGGAAAAUAAUAUUAUCUUAAGAAUGAUUAUUUUUGUUUAAAAAAAACUACUGUAACAAUUCACUUUGCGUCAUGUGUUGAAAACUAUUUA